This is a messenger RNA of Penicillium daleae, 1428 nucleotides long. RefSeq names its product Set1-mediated histone H3-K4 methylation subunit Swd1. Lineage: Eukaryota; Fungi; Ascomycota; Eurotiomycetes; Eurotiales; Aspergillaceae. The coding region runs from base 1 to 1428 and encodes 475 amino acids. The record is from RefSeq and is a predicted model, not a curated record. Gene Ontology annotation, molecular function: protein binding. Gene Ontology annotation, cellular component: Set1C/COMPASS complex. The transcript is spliced from 5 exons.
AUGAAUUUGUCGCUUGUUGACCCGUUCGUCCUGGCGCAGGACUAUCCAGACAACCUGACAGAGAAGUUACGAAGUGGCCAUGCGACCUGUCUCCGAUUCAACCAUACUGGCGACUAUCUAGCAUCCGGCCGAGUGGAUGGUACCGUCGUGAUUUUUGACAUUGAGACCAAUGGAGUCGCGCGUAAGUUGCAAGGUCACACCCGGCAGAUCCAGUCUCUCAGUUGGUCUCGAGAUGGUCGGUACCUUCUUACAUCCUCACAGGAUUGGAAGUGUAUAUUGUGGGACUUGAAGGAUGGCUCGCGCGUGCGCACAGUCAGAUUCGAAGCACCAGUCUACAUUGCGGAGUUACAUCCAUUCAACCAUCUCCUCUUUGUGGCUUCCCUAUUCGAAGACCAACCCGUCCUCGUCGACAUUUCCUCGCCAAACCCAAUCAAGCGAAUUAUCCCGUCCCGCACCCUCCGCCCUCAACCCACGAACGGAGAAGAAGUCGACCCUGCUGUCGCCGCUAAACAAGCAGCCCAAGAUGCGAAGCACUCGACCUGCGUCACCAUAUUCACAGCAUUCGGCAAUCACAUUAUCGCUGGCACCUCCAAGGGCUGGAUCAACAUCAUUGAGACGGAAACAUGCACGACGAUCCAUUCCAUGCGUCUUUGCAAUGGAGUUGUUAUCCUCGCCCGCCUUGCCAACAACGGGCGUGACCUACUGGUGAACAGCUCAGACCGUGUCAUUCGCACCGUCCUCAUGCCCGACCUCUCCCAGUUGGGUAUAGAUUUCGAACCCUCCGCUAUCAAGCUACAAGUCGAGCACAAAUUCCAAGAUGUUGUCAACAGAUUAAGCUGGAAUCACGUCACGUUCUCUUCAACUGGCGAAUUUGUGACCGCAACCACAUUCAUGAAUCCGGAUAUCUACGUCUGGGAACGCAGCCACGGCUCUCUCGUCAAGAUCCUCGAGGGUCCACGCGAGGAGCUCGGCGUGGUUGAAUGGCACCCCUCUCGUCCCAUGGUGGUCGCUUGUGGUCUGGAGUCUGGCUGCAUCUAUACAUGGUCGAUCAUUAGUCCUCAAAAAUGGUCUGCGCUGGCUCCAGAUUUCGGCGAGGUUGAAGAGAACGUCGAGUACGUGGAGCGCGAAGAUGAGUUCGACGUCCACCCUGCCGAGCAGGUGCAUCAACGGCGACUCGACCUCGAGGAUGAAGAGCCCGACGUGAUCACUUUGGAUCGUGCCGAAAACACCAUCGACGCAGAACAGACUGGUGUUUUCAGCGUCCCAGUCCUUCUAGAUAUUUCGGAUAGCGAAAGUGGCGAGGAUAUUAUAGCAGUAGGACCGGGUACUAUGCGCCGCCGCUCUCCCGGCGACGGAGAUGCCGACAAGGACUCCAAAUCCGGUGCCAAUGGCGUCGCUCGUGGCGCAGGCAGGAACCGCAGGCGAUGA